UAAGUUUUUAUAUACAACCCAGCUUUCUCGAACGUCUCGGAGGAGAGCAGCUGCCCCAAUCCCGGGAGAGACCGAUCAAAAUGGCUUCUUCCGCGAAUCGAAUCCGCACAUCCCUCAACUCUCUCCUCUCCGUCCGACCGUCUUUCCCCUCCUCCCGUCUUCCCUCCGCCGCCCGCCGCCGCCGCCUCUCCACCGUCGCCGCCUCGAAUCCUGACGCGGAACCCCCCUCCUCCUUCGCCUCGCCGGCGGAGGAAGAGAAGAAGAAGAAGGACGACACCAUAUACUUGAAGAAGCCGAGCUCGGCGGCAGCCACCCGGGACGCGGCCUCGGUGACGAUGCCUAUGUCGUCCAUGACGGGAUCCAUCGUAGGGAAACGCUUCUACAAGGAGGUGACCACCCGGCUGGCCGAUGACGGCAAUGGAUGGACGGUGAUGCUCGACUACAGGACCCUCAAGACCCCUUCCAAGAGGCUCCUCAAGCUCCCGAACCCCGCCCUUGCCAAGGCCAUUGCCGCCGAGUGGGAGUACCAGCAAGCAGAUGGAAUCCGGCCUUUCACGAUGCCUCUCAUGAAGCUUGCCUGCACUGCAUUGGAAAGAGUUCCAUUAACACGUGCAAAGAUUAUUGAAAAUUUAAUGAUGAAGUUUCAUCAAGAUUUAGUAUUUUGCCGUUUCCCGGGUGAUAGUGAUUUGACAAGAGGAGUUCUCAAAAGACAAGAAGAGAAAGUUGAUCCUAUACUUGAUUGGGUACAAUCUGAAUUUGGGUUUAAGCCGGUAGUGUACUCCAGCUUUUUUGGGGGCAAGCAGGAUGAUGGUCUAGCUAAGGCUAUUGAAAAUGUUCUGAAGAAAGCAAGGGACUGCGAAUUAGCAGCAAUUGAUGCAAUGGCUGCUGCUGCACAUUCUCUGAUCAUUCCUCUGGGAAUUUUUCACCGGAGGCUGGGGAUUGAGGAGGCCAUUGAAUUGAUCAGGCUUGAAGAAGACUUGCAGGUGGACAGAUGGGGCCUGGUUGAAGGAGGUCAUGAUGUUGAUAUUGCUGAUCUGCAGAUGCAAAUCUCGUCUGCUGCUGUGUUUCUGGGACUUUCACAGUUGUAGUGCUGAUUCUUCGUUUUGUUUCAAGCUUCUUAUGAUGUUGGUAGCUGCUUAUCAUGUGACAGAAAAUGUAAUCCCUGCUACAUGUCCUGAUAUCUGAGAUAAGUCAAUAAAAACAAAAUUUAAAUGCGGUGAGAUUCCCUGUGAAAUUUUGAACUUUGUAAUUUUUGUGAUUGAUAUAAAAAUGUAAGGUAUGUUUGAGCUGCAUCUACAGGACUAGAUCUGUUGUGGUUAUAAAUGUGAGAAAAUAUCUGACAAUGGUCCUUGAUGGCUCAAACUUAUGGAAAAUUUUGUAACUUCAGUGAUUUUGAUGCAAAUAUAAAAAUGAGGAUCCAUGAAGUCAACACCAAA
Elaeis guineensis (African oil palm) is the source of this 1436-nucleotide messenger RNA. RefSeq lists its product as uncharacterized. Gene Ontology annotation, cellular component: mitochondrion. The record is from RefSeq and is a predicted model, not a curated record. Gene Ontology annotation, biological process: mitochondrial proton-transporting ATP synthase complex assembly. Lineage: Eukaryota; Viridiplantae; Streptophyta; Magnoliopsida; Arecales; Arecaceae.